GAUUAAACCAGGUUUUUCUUUAAAAAAAUUGUUAAAAAAUGUUAACAAAUUUCUCUUGUUGUGAAUUGAGUUCGUAGCAAUUCGCGCGCCAUAAAUAUUUCUGCCGUUACUAUAUACAAAAUCAUAUUUUCAAACAACACAAUAUGGCUGAGGAAUUGAGCGAGGAGGAUGGUCGUAAAGAAAAUCCUAAAACUGCUCAACAAAAAGAAUAUUAUUUUCAAAACAGAAUGGAUGUGUUUCCUUCUAGGUACCCAGCAAGUAGAAAUAACUUUGAUAAAUCAGCUUGUUUUAAUGAGAUGACUAAUCUGGACGUAAAAACUGAAGAUUUGGACUCAACAACACAACAACAACGUGUUUCAAUAUUGGGCAAUGGUUUAUCGUUAUUAAAAGCUGUUGAUUCAGAGACUCCUCUAGCCUGUGAGAAUGUCUUUACAACAGAAAACGGGUACAAAACUGAAAUCAUUUCUAAUAAUAAUCAUGCAGGGUCUUUGCAGCAAAAACGUAAAAGCUCCUCACAUCCAUGUUCACCUGUUGUCAAGAAACCAAAACCUGGAUUUUCAAAUGUUCGAAAAAAGGAAUUUCAAGAUGUGAAGUUGGAAUCUGACAAAAUUGCAAAGAAGAAAAAGAAAAAAUACUACAAAGACAUUCUUGAAAAGCGAUUCAAUGAUGUUGAUCGUUGUGUGCGUAAAAAUAUAGAUAGCACUUUAAAAUUUGGAAAGUAUAUCCAUACUUACAUAGAUCCCAACGGAGGAGCGAAGGUGCUUCAUUCUUACGCUGAUGAACUAACACAUGUUAAACCGGAGUACUUGAAAGAUUUUGCCCAGGAAUUUUUAAAUCUACUUUUCAAGGAGCAGCAUGAAGGGCAAUCUGAUUAUGUCAUGGGAAUCGUACAUGACGCAGCACUGUGUUUACCUGAACUUAUAUCUUAUUUUAAAACUGCGCAUCCAAACAUAGUUGUAAAAGUGGAAGCCCUGUGCAAGAAGUCUGAUGUAUCAACAAUGAAAAUGAGUGAUUUUAGUGAUCUAGUUGAAAACAGUUAUGACAAUGGCACUUACAGAGCAGGAGGUUUGCUACAAUUGAGCUUGGUGGGAACUGUCGCAGAAGAGUCGGGAGGUUAUUUACCUGAUAUUCUUGACAUGAUGGAGAAAGAUCCUUUUUUGAAUCUUACAUUACCAUGGGGAGAGUUUUCCCUUUUAAAUGGGUAUGAUAGAGCGAAAAGCAAUGAUGGUCCUAUAAUGUGGGUUAGACCAGGUGAACAAAUGGUACCAUCCGCUGAAGUGCCAAGAUCACCUCAAGGGAAAAGACGAAAAACUGCAGUUAACGAGCUUCAGAAGCUCCAGUACCUUCCGCGUGUUUCUGGUCCUCGAGAGACUUUAGCUGAAGAUAGAACAAAGUGUCAUGCAGAUCAUGUUGGACAUGGACUUGAUAGACAAACAACCGCUGCUGUUGGUGUUUUAAAGGCUGUCCAUUCAGAUAAAAAGAAGACUCACCUAAAUCGUGAUUGCAAGGAUGUCAUCGCAUUUCACGCUGCAGACCAUUUGGCGGUUGUUGAUAAAAUGCAACUCGAUCUUUAUGAACCUCCCAUGUCGCAAUGUGUCCAAUGGAUUGACGAUGCCAAGCUAAAUCAGUUGAGACGUGAAGGAGUGCGUUACGCCAGGAUCAUGCUUCGUGAUAAUGAUAUAUACUUCAUUCCUCGAAAUGUGUGUCAUCAAUUUAAAACAAUUUCUGCAGUCACCAGUAUAGCGUGGCACGUGAGGUUAAAGAGUUAUUACCCGGAUGUUAAGACUGAGUCUGAAAGUUCUGAAGAGAUGAACAGUAGCUCUUCCGAUGGCUGAAGGUAGUGAGAAAAAGGAAGUGUAUACGAAUAAGCUUUUAAGAAUUAUAUGGAGUGUGAAACAGUGUACAAUGUACAUAUGAAAAUAAUUAUUUUACAACAGAUAUCCACUGCUUUGUUAAGUGUACUAAUUUUCGCGCGAAAUUUAGUCCAGCACUUACGCGCAAAAUAUUUUGCACCAUAAUUUAUACUUAGUAAACCAUGCUUAUCUCGAGAAACGAAACUGAUAAUGAAAAUUUUUUAUUCCUACCGUUCAUGUAAAAGAAACCCGUUUAUAUUAACUUUAAAUUAUCACGGCAAAAAUUAGUACGGUUAUCAAUGUAGUAUAUUUACUAUAUACAAUAAGGGAAGAGAAAAAGACAAAAAUAGGGUUGAUUUAGGUGGAGAUAGUAGAUGUUUGCGAGGUUACCUGGCGUUUUAUCAGCGACUAACUUUUGUACCUUGUUUGAAGAAAAAUUGGCAAAAUAAUAAAAACACGCAUAAAGAGAAAAAAAGUCACCCGUUACUAAUUUAUUUCGCUGAUAGAUCUAUAAUGUAAAUUCCAAAAAAUGCUCAUUUUUUAAUAAUUAUUAAUAUUGACGCGAUUUUUACCAUAUAUAUUCUGUCCACGCCGAUACUCCAGUAUUUUAGCCAAUCGCCAAAAUUAAAUACGCGUCAAAUUUUGUACAAUUUGUACUUUAAAAUACCAUAUAGUUCUAUUCUAACUUAUCAAUUCCAAGAUUUCAUUUCUCGUGUGACGCAAAAUGUUCCGACUAAAUAAUGUCCAUAGUUAACUCCGUCAUGUAUAUUUAUAGAUGUGUAUGUACAUAUGUAUAUUAAAAUAUUUUAUGGUCACAGCUGUGUUAAAGUAUUUUAAUUUUACUCGUGUCGUUUUUUGAGUGACGACAAUUCCAUGGGACUAAUUUUGCACUUUAUUUUGACUGUUCCGUUGUCUUGGUGUUUUGUGGCGGUUACUUUAUUAUAUUGAAUAUUUUUUUACUUGAAAUGUUUUAAAGGAUCCUGUGUUAUAAAUUAGAUACACUUCGUGCCUAAAGGUGAAUUUCCAAAAAAGCCAAAUGCAACGAAACCAGAGACCUCUUCGCAUGCGCAGUCAUUAUUGCGUAAUGUUUACAUGCCAGUGGCUAUUGUAAGGAAGUUCAUAAUGUUCGAACUAUCUAGCAGGGUGCCGGAGAGAUUGCACUAAUUUAAAUUAACCAAUCUAAAUUAAGCUAGCAACACAUUCGGCUUUUCACUGCAUUUUGCUGCAGAACUUAUAAUCAGAUAAGAUUUCGCUUUGUAUCGCCUUUAUGGAAAUUCGUCUUAUUCUUUAUAUAUAAAUUUUAAUAUUCCGUCUAAUCUUAAUUUUUUGCUUUUUAACAUCUACUGCUAAAGUUGUGUUCUUAUGAACUCAUUUUUAUCCUUUCUAGUUCGAAAUAUGAUUUAUAUAUUGUGGGGUUAUACUUGCAGUGAUUCCAGCUUAUUUACGAUUUAUUUAACAAAUUAA
Hydractinia symbiolongicarpus is the source of this 3317-nucleotide messenger RNA. RefSeq names its product lysine-specific demethylase RSBN1L-like. NCBI's taxonomy places the organism in Eukaryota, Metazoa, Cnidaria, Hydrozoa, Anthoathecata, Hydractiniidae. Bases 144 to 1835 code for a protein of 563 amino acids. The transcript is spliced from 5 exons. The record is from RefSeq and is a predicted model, not a curated record. Gene Ontology annotation, cellular component: nucleus.